GUUCAUAUGGUAUGGUAAAAUGGCUUCAGUACAUCACGGUUGCUGAAUUCGGCGUGUACCUAAUGUAGCCAUUCUUGCUUCUUAACUAUCUACUAUCUAACUUUCCUAUUGUGCCAUAGAUUUAGAACUCCCCCCUAUUGUUUUAAUGUUACAUCCUCCAAAAAAAAAAAAAGAAUAGAUAAGGUUGUUUUGCAAGUCAGAAGCUUGAUUAAGCACGUAAACAACUUCUGAUGCUGCUGGCUGAAAAGAGAGAGAGAAAGUGAAGACUCGGAGUCUUUCUUGUGCCUCCUUUGUCCAUUUUUUAUGCUAGUCUAGUGUUGCAAAAUAGUCCUAAAGCGAAUUGACCUUGUUUUUUGGUCUCAGAAAUUGAAGGGAAACAGGGGAGUCAAAAAAAAUAAAAAUAAGAAAACAGCUGGUUUGGUUUAAUUUGAUAGAAAAAGGCAUUUUAUCGCAGAACUGAAGGUCUUGUUUGGGACCCUCCCUGCGUAUCCCAGACGCUCUAAAGCAGAGAAAUAUUCUCUAACUCUUCUUAGUUUUUCCCUUUUGUUAAAUUUAUCUGCUUUCAAAUAAUGUGAAGAUUGUAACUGUUAAAAAAAGAAGGAAACUUUAAUAGGUUGCAUUCAGAGUUCUUAUUAUGAUGAUUAUUGGAUGAUGGGCUUUUCAUACUAAUCUGCUAUGGGUGUUCUCUCAGAAUGCUUUGUUUGAGGUUUACUCCGGUUAGUUUCACUAAAUGGUGGGAACCGGUUCAAUUUCACCGCAUGAAUAAAAAUGUUGUGAGACAAUGAUCAAACUGAAACUUGCAAGUGAAAAAGGUUAUGAAGGUAUGUGCUGCUAAAGGUCCUCGACCAAGGUAUCCCAGAGUUUGGAAAACCAGAAGGAAAAUAGGGACUAUCUCCAAGUCUAUAAAACUUGUUGAAUGUAUAAAGGGAUUAUCGAACGUCAAGGAAGAAGUUUACGGUGCUCUCGAUUCAUUUAUUGCCUGGGAACUGGAGUUCCCUCUAAUUACAGUUAAGAAAGCUUUAAAGACCCUUGAAAAUGAAAAGGAAUGGAAGAGAAUAAUUCAGGUCACAAAGUGGAUGCUAAGCAAAGGUCAAGGAAGGACCAUGGGAACCUAUUACACGUUGCUUAAUGCUUUGGCUGAGGAUGGGAGGCUUGAUGAGGCUGAAGAACUCUGGACUAAGUUAUUCUCCGAAAAUCUGGAAAGCAUGCCUCGUCUUUUCUUUGAGAAAAUGGUAUCCAUAUACUAUCGCAGGGAAAUGCAUGACAAGAUGUUUGAGGUAUUCGCUGACAUGGAAGAGCUUGGAGUAACACCUACUAGGUCAAUUGUGAAAAUGAUUGGAGAUGUGUUUCAGAAGCUUGGUAUGAUGGACAAGUGCCAAAAGCUGAACAAGAAAUAUCCACCACCAAAGUGGGUAUAUAGAUAUAUCAAGGGAAAGCGUGUCAGAAUUAAAGCCACAGAUCUUUAUGAUUCUGAUGAUAGAAAUUCUGUAGGUGAUUCUGAUGAUGAUGCUAACAGCGCUUCAUCUGGGUCAACUGAAAAUACUGAAAUUCAGAUGGAUGAGCAGGGUGAGGUUGACCAUCAUCAGAAUCAAGCUACUGAUGUACGUUCUUUGGAAUCUGUUAAACCAAUUGAAUCUAAAGUCUUCUGAGCCCUUUUGUACAGUUAAAGUUAUUUGAUUAUUCCAAAAUUCAUGCUCAAUAUAUGUAUAUUUUUUUGCCUGGAGAAAGUCUUGACUUGAACUCCACCCCAUGUAUGAGCCUGGAGGGAGAAAGGGAGAAAUUUACAUGGCUUCAGCCUGCGUAGCUCUUCCUUUCCCUUGGUGCAUGCAAAACUUA
This is a messenger RNA of Coffea arabica (coffee), 1836 nucleotides long. The record is from RefSeq and is a predicted model, not a curated record. Lineage: Eukaryota; Viridiplantae; Streptophyta; Magnoliopsida; Gentianales; Rubiaceae.